AUGCGGAACCACCACUCGGAGAGGUCCAAACGGGAGGAUGGUGAGGCGCCACGGGGUUCGGGAAAGCUGGCUAGACCCCCCCACAGGUGUAGCCCCCUCCGGGCCAGCUCGACUCACGGGGUAAGCCCCACGAAGACCUCGUCCCGCUCAACAGUGAAAGAUAGCCCGGUGUCGGGGGGCGCCGCGGAGACGACGUUGGCCUGCGGGGUGGAGAAUAAUAGGGUCAAUGGCCCGAGUGAAGGGCGGCCGACGCCGCGAUAUCCGGUCCGAUUGAUGAUUCACUGCAGUAUCCCAGCACAGCGGCGUGGGGUGAAUGUGGAGCUCAGCAGCGACGCUGCCGUGGGGGACCUCAUGCUGAGUAUUGUGGCCGAGGUGCCUGAGGCAGCAACUGGAAAGUUGGUCUUUCGUGGGAAGGUUCUACCCCAGUCACCUGAGAGCAGCCUCUUUAAUAUUGGGAUUCGUGGGGACUGCACAGUGUUUCUGGCGUCUGGCGAGUACAGCAACGUCGAUCUCAUUGUCUUUGAGGAGAUCGAGAUGGAAGUCAAUAAAAUCGAGAAGGACGUCGGAAGUGCAACUACAAAUUUGCAGAAGAAGUGGUACUAUGAGGAGUUGAUGCGCAUUUUGUUUCGUGUAGAUGGUUUGCAAGACUUGGAAGGACAGUGGAAGCAGAAGCGAAAAGACAUGGUGAAACGCAUCACAGAUCUCCAAGACAAGCUUAACGCAGAUGCCGGAGGGUCAAUCGAAGGUGUAAGCAACAAUAUAGAUUCCUGA
Messenger RNA from Phytomonas sp. Hart1, 771 nucleotides. The record is from the annotation of a GenBank genome assembly. NCBI's taxonomy places the organism in Eukaryota, Euglenozoa, Kinetoplastea, Trypanosomatida, Trypanosomatidae.